AUGGACUCCGUUUUGCGCCAGUCCAAGGCCAUGUGCCCCUUCAUGAAGAAGGCCACCGCCGCCGGCCUCCGCGCCAUGACGACGGCUGCCCGCCCGGCCGCCUCGCCGUGCGGUGGCACCAUCUCCAAGCUGCAGACCCUCGCCCGUCGCUGCCCCGUCAUGGGCAAGGCUAUGGCUGUCCAGUCGGCUCGCAUUGGUCAUGCCGGCAUUCCCGGUGUUGCUGGCCGGGCCAUGUCGACUGUCUCUGCCCACGGAAAGACGAGCAAGGCAAAGAUUCACACGAGCAGUGCUCAGGAGGCGCAGGCUGUCGAGGGCGCCAUUUUCAAUGGCCGCGAGAAGGUCCCGCUUCCUCCUAGAAUCCCAACCAAAGCGCAAGCCGCUGCCAACCCCUUGACUGCUACCCGCACCGCCGCGCCGGUGACGCACAAUGGCACCAAGUUCGAUUACGAGGGCUUCUACAACAAUGAGCUUGAGAAGAAGCACAAGGACAAGUCGUAUCGCUAUUUCAACAACAUCAACCGUCUCGCAAAGGAGUUUCCCCGCGCCCACAUGUCAACCAGGGAGGAAAAGGUUACUGUCUGGUGCGCCAACGACUACCUCGGCAUGGGCCGCAACCCCCACGUUUUGAAGGCGAUGCACGAGACCUUGGACGAGUACGGUGCUGGCGCCGGUGGUACGAGAAAUAUUUCCGGACACAACAGGCACGCGGUGGAAUUGGAGGCAACGAUCGCCAAGCUGCACGCUCAGGAAGCAGCGCUGGUCUUCAGCUCGUGCUACGUGGCCAACGAUGCCACGCUCGCGACGCUGGGGAGCAAGAUGCCAGACUGUGUCAUCUUGUCAGACAGCCUGAACCACGCCUCGAUGAUCCAGGGUAUCCGUCACUCUGGGACCAAGAAGGUCAUCUUUAAGCACAACGACGUAAAGGAUCUGGAGGAGAAGCUCGCGGCGCUGCCGCUGCACGUCCCCAAGAUCAUCGCCUUUGAGUCCGUCUACAGCAUGUGCGGAUCCAUUGGCCCCAUUGAGGAGAUUUGCGACCUGGCUGAGAAGUACGGCGCCAUUACUUUCCUCGACGAGGUGCACGCGGUGGGCAUGUACGGGCCACACGGCGCUGGUGUAGCGGAGCACCUCGACUUUGAGGCGCACGCGCAGGGCAAGCCUCGCGGCACCAUUAUGGAGCGUAUUGACAUCAUCACCGGUACUCUGGGUAAGGCUUACGGCUGCGUUGGCGGGUACAUCGCCGGCAGCGCCAAGCUGGUCGACACAGUGCGCUCUCUUGCGCCCGGGUUCAUCUUUACCACCUCUUUGCCACCUGCUGUCAUGGCUGGUGCUCGGGCGGCGAUUGAGUAUCAGAUGAACUACAACGGCGACCGCCGUUUGCAACAACUACACACCCGGGCUGUCAAGGAGGCCCUCGGGGAGAGGGACAUCCCUGUGAUUCCCAACCCGAGCCACAUCAUCCCCAUCCUGGUCGGCAACGCCGAGCUGGCCAAGCAGGCGAGUGACAAGCUCCUGCAGGACCACCAGAUUUACGUCCAGAGCAUCAACUACCCCACCGUUCCUGUCGGUCAGGAGCGUCUGCGGAUUACGCCCACCCCCGGCCACACCAAGGAGUACCGCGACCACCUCGUCGGGGCCAUCCAGACGAUCUGGGAGGAGCUCGGCAUCAAGCGGACGAGCGAGUGGGCUGCCGAGGGGGGGUUCAUCGGGGUUGGGGAGCCGAACGCGGCGGCCGAGGAGCCGCUGUGGACGGACGAGCAGCUUGGUAUUGCCGAGGCGGCGAGGACGAUUGAGCAGGAGGCCAAGGCGACGACGACUCGGGGUGGGCUGACGGAGCGGUUGCUGGAAAGGGAGAUGGAGGGGUUGCAGACGGCGAGCGCAGCUGCUUAA
Messenger RNA from Podospora anserina S mat+, 1887 nucleotides. RefSeq lists its product as uncharacterized. Bases 1 to 1887 code for a protein of 628 amino acids. Gene Ontology annotation, cellular component: mitochondrion. NCBI's taxonomy places the organism in Eukaryota, Fungi, Ascomycota, Sordariomycetes, Sordariales, Podosporaceae. The record is from RefSeq and is a predicted model, not a curated record. The transcript has 2 exons. Gene Ontology annotation, biological process: heme biosynthetic process. Gene Ontology annotation, molecular function: 5-aminolevulinate synthase activity; pyridoxal phosphate binding.